Rotaria sordida is the source of this 1380-nucleotide messenger RNA. The record is from the annotation of a GenBank genome assembly. Lineage: Eukaryota; Metazoa; Rotifera; Eurotatoria; Philodinida; Philodinidae.
AUGGAACACUUAUCGAUUAAAUUAGAUGAUUUACCGGACGAAAUUCUUUUGAUUAUUUUCAAAAAAUUAGACAACUUUGCAAUACUUUAUUCUUUAACAGGUGUCAACAAACGGUUACAUAAAAUUGCACAUGAUCCAGAUUUUACAAGUCAUUUAACUUUAUUCAAACACUUAAAGUACGCUUCCGUCUCUGCAUUACCAGAUUCAACACUUUCUCGGUUUUGCUUACAAAUUGUACCUGAAAUUCAUCAUAAAAUUAAAUGGCUUAAUGUGGAACCAGCAUCUAUGGAACAUAUCUUUCUAGCUAAAAAUUAUCCUAAUUUAUAUGGCCUUGGUGUAUAUGGUAUUGAUGUAUCAAGUGCUAUAUCUCUCUUUACUGAAUUACAUGUUUCUCUAGAAUAUUUGUCUGACUGUCUUUAUUUUCUUGAUGGACGUUUCAACGCACUUCGUGUCUUUCAUGUUAACGUUUUGAGUGGUGACAAAGAUCCACCACAGAUCAUUAAUAGGGAAAAUUUACCUAAUUUAAGAUAUUUUUCACUGUACUGUACCUUCGAGACCGUUGUUUAUGAUGAAUUAAUUAUACCACUUCUGUGUCGAAUGCUGAAUUUAGAACAACUCGAUUUGGAUAUUGUAGUUGAAUCAAAGACAACAUUUAUUGAUGGGAAUGAUUUAAAAGAAAAUAUUAUCAAUCAUAUGUCACGAUUAAAUACGUUUACAUUUAGUAUUCGCUCAUUGGUUGAUCUGCGUAAUCAAACUGAAUUAAGAUCAAAUGAAGAUAUUCAACAUACAUUCAAAAAUUUUAAAUAUAAUCAAAUUAUUUCUUAUGUUGAUCAUUUUCAAGAAAAACAAUAUAGUCAAUGUCAUAUAUAUUCAUAUCCAAAUAAACGGAAAUAUUGGAAUAAUAUUACAAAUAAUUUUCCUGGUGGAUUAUAUAAAUAUGUUCGUGAAGUAUCAUUAUAUGAUGAACGUCCAUUUGAACAUGAAUAUUUUCUUCGCAUUGGAGAAGCAUUUCCAUUUAUGGAAGAGUUAACUAUAAAUAAUAAGAAACCACAGAUGAACAAAUUACAUAGAGAAUCAAAGAGCGGCAAUGAAGAUUUCUCAAUUAUUAAAUAUCCGCAUCUUACCCGAGUGAAGUUUUUGGCAGUUCAUGAUGAUUAUGUCGAACAAUUUCUAGUUGAUACGACAAUGUGUUUGCCGAAUAAUGUUUUUCUUGCUGUGUGCGGUCAAGCAUUGGAAAGGGUUACGGAAAAUUUCACAAGAAAUACAACCCGAAUCAACUGUGCAAAACUGCGUCUUGUAUAUCUAGUUGGUAAAUAUGAAAUUACUCAACAAUUAAAAGACUAUUUUCCUCAUACCAAUGUUGUACGCCGAUUAGUGUAA